Messenger RNA from Thelazia callipaeda (thelaziosis nematode), 747 nucleotides. The record is from the annotation of a GenBank genome assembly. NCBI's taxonomy places the organism in Eukaryota, Metazoa, Nematoda, Chromadorea, Rhabditida, Thelaziidae.
AUGGAUCUAUUGUAUGGCCCGACAUACCACUAUAUUUCACCGUUGGCCAGAUCAAGAUCAGAGAUCCGUGGAGCGAAAUCAGUAAGAAGGUCAAAUUCCUUUGCUUAUGGAUCCGGAGCAUCAUCCUACGGGAGUGGUGCUUUUACAAUGCCACAGUAUGGCUAUGGUGGUGGAUAUAUGUCACGAUCACUCUCACGAAGUUCUUCAUCGUUAUUUGGACGCUCGUUGUAUAGUUCGGUGCUAACUCGAACCCCGCCUCUUCACAAUGUAGGCGUUCAACGUAGUACGCCUCAUUACACAGAUAAGUAUCCUUAUGUAAGAUACUCGUAUGGAAGCAGCGAUACUGGCCUUGGUAUCAUGGAGCAAACGGAAUCAAUCGGAAGCAGAAACUACGGCGUGCGCGACCUCGGAACAAAACGCUGGUUAGAAGGUCGAUUAAAUUCCUAUAAUUCUGGGCUCUUUACAACACCCAACCACAGUACACGCAUAGAACGACCAGUCACACCAGUUCGAAAUUAUGUACGGUAUAUGCCCAUAGAAGAUGCGGUGAACAUGUAUAAGAAGCGAUGUAUGACUGUUGGUACCCUAUCCAAGUAUUGGUUAUCACCAACAUGGAAUUCACGCCGAGAUUACGACUCACACGCUGCGACAGCUCCAGCUAGAAGUGGUGGCUACACAUCGUUAUCUCGCAACUUUAACAACCCAACCUACUCUCGUGUUGCAAGUCGCCUUUAUACUAAUUACUAA